Messenger RNA from Melanotaenia boesemani (Boeseman's rainbowfish), 2514 nucleotides. RefSeq names its product misato mitochondrial distribution and morphology regulator 1 (gene msto1). Lineage: Eukaryota; Metazoa; Chordata; Actinopteri; Atheriniformes; Melanotaeniidae. Gene Ontology annotation, cellular component: cytoplasm. Gene Ontology annotation, biological process: mitochondrion distribution. The record is from RefSeq and is a predicted model, not a curated record. The transcript is spliced from 14 exons. Bases 145 to 1920 code for a protein of 591 amino acids.
AUUCCGUUGUACUACUUCUCUCAGCCAAUAGAAAGCAGUCAUUGCCCCUCUAGCGCGUUCAGGUUUGUUGCUGCUAACAACACGUUCAUCAUGUCAGAGUUUGUGGAUUUUAUGAUUUUCUCCUGAGUUUUGAGUCCCGUCACGAUGAGUAGUGUCUGCAGAGAGGUCAUCACUCUGCAGCUGGGACAUUAUUCCAACUUCGUGGGGACCCACUGGUGGAAUUUACAGGAUGCGGGUUUAUGCUACGAUCCCGAGUCGCCUCCAGGUGAGAUCCAGAGUGAUGUCAUGUUUCGUGAAGGCCAGACUCUGGGCGGACACGUCACCUACACGCCACGACUCAUCGCCAUGGACCUGAAAGGAAGUCUUCGUACUCUACGACAGGAAGGGAGUCUGUACGAUGCAGGAAAAGACACCUCAGCCAUCAGCUGGGAGGGAAGCCUCGUGAUGCACAGGGAGAGUCCUCCAGCCAAGAACUCCUUCCUGGAAGAUCUGGACAAGCUCGACACGGGGGAGAUACUUGCAGAAGCAGAUUUUUCUUCCGAGUCGCAGCCUCACCACGCAGCAGGUGCAGUGAGCGUGGACACGGUGAACAGCCACCUGGCUCGGGUCCAGAAGGGCUACAAGCUGGAGGGGAGUGUGAAGGUGUGGUCCGACUUCCUGAGGAUCCACCUGCACCCCCGCACCAUCUCCGUCAUCCACCAGUACAACCAUGACGGGGAGGCGCACCGUCUGGAGGCCUUUGGACAGGGAGAGUCUCUCCUGCAGGGGGCGCUGCUGGAGGAGCUGGAGGACAAGCUUCACUUCUAUGUGGAGGAGUGCGAUUAUCUUCAGGGUUUCCAGGUCCUCUGCGACCUGGCUGAUGGAUUCUCUGGUCUAGGUUCGAAGCUCACAGAGAUGCUGCAGGACUCGUAUGGGGGGCGGGGCCUCCUGACCUGGGGUCUGGCCCCCGUCAGCCAUCCUGAUUCGACUCCGGUCAAGGACCUGUACCACCUCCUGAACUGGACUCUGGGGACGGUCCACAUGGCUGCCAACAGUUCUCUCUUCUGCCCGCUGACCCUGCGUGGAGGACUGGGCCGGCGGCCCGGUUCCCCUCCGGCGUUCAGACACCUGUCCUACGAUCCCUCGCUGUGGUACCACUCCAGCUCGGUCCUGGCUCUGGCCCUGGAUGCCGUCACGGUGCCGUACCGGCUGAGGACCAACGGCGUCCCCAUGUGGCAGGUGGCGGACACACUGGCCGUGUCGGGCAGGAAGGUCGUGGCCACUUAUGGUGCCGUCCCGUUUCCCAUGAUGCACGGUACCUCUCUGCCUGAAGCCCUGAGUGCCUGCGCUGAUGCGUUGCCAUGGAAACCUCUGUCGGCCUGCCGUGAAUCGGGCGGCGGCCGGUGCUACGGACAGUGGGCCACGCUGAAGGGCUUCGAAGGGCAGAAACUCAUCAGCCGUCUGUCUCCGGGGAUCAAACCACCGACUCCUUUGCAUGGGCUCCACAGCGGCGAGGACGUCCUGGCCACCUACAUCAGAUCCUUCUACCAGUCAUCUCCUCUGGCUGUCCAGCUGGUGUCCAGUCCCUGUAAGGUGACCCCGCCCUUCCCUCAGAUCUUCCACCCCUCUCUCGGCCCUCGGGGCUUCCUGCAGAGCCCACUGCCACCGCCCGGCUCUCCGGCCCCGCCCGUCUCCUCUGUUCCCAUCAUGACGUCUCUCCAGUCAGGGCCUGCCAUCGACCCCUGGCUCUCUGAGCUGCACCGUGCUGCCACCGCCUUCGACAUUCGUCGCGUGGCCCCCAGCUUCCUCUCUCAGGGGCCCGAGAUGGCCGACUACGAGGAGGCCCUGGAGCAACUGCAUCUGCUGGCCCGACGUUACCGUGACGACAGUGGCGGUGUAAUGCACUCCUCCUCAGAAGAGGAUGAUGAUGAUGAUGAGUGAGAGUCACUGUGCUUUCUGGAAGAAGAAAGUCUCAGAGGACGGAGACAAGGGGACGAGUCCAGGAGGUCCAGGCCCUCCUCGGGUUUUAUUUGGUUUCAGUUCAGUGAAGCUAACAUCCUUUUAGCUUAUUAGCUUUUAGCACAUGUUUGACUUCAUCUGUGAGCUCCUUAGCAGACAUGAUCUGCUGAGAAGCUCCAGGACUUCUCACAGAUCUGGUUUCUGUUUGAGGGACCUCAGACUCAGACUCAGAACUCAGACCUCAUAGCAGAAGCUUCCUCUGCAGGACUAGUCAAGCCAGAACCAACGAGCUCACAGGAACGGAGCCCCGGUGAUGUCCUGGUUUUAUCUUACAUCACUUCAGGAUUCACCCGAGGAGGGAAUAAGAGAAAACUCCUGGAUAGGAAGAUGCUCCUCCUCAACGCUCAGAGAAACCCUGAAUAAAACAGAUUUCUGGAUGUUUGGAGGAUCUAAUUCAGGGACUUCACCGUUCUGGUCCCCGAUGGAUUCCUGCUGCUCAGCUGCUUGUCAAGUUCUGCUUUACGGAGAGAAAAUCCAAUAUGUCAGCGUACAUGAGUAAAACACGAUUCAUAACCA